Messenger RNA from Naumovozyma castellii, 921 nucleotides. RefSeq names its product putative hydrolase (gene EAT1). The coding region runs from base 1 to 921 and encodes 306 amino acids. The record is from RefSeq and is a predicted model, not a curated record. Lineage: Eukaryota; Fungi; Ascomycota; Saccharomycetes; Saccharomycetales; Saccharomycetaceae. The transcript has a single exon.
AUGAAUCAAUUGCUCCCGAGAAGGAUAAUUCCAUCCAAAGCAGUUGUGAAUCUAUAUUAUAAACACAUUAAGCCCAGAACGAUAACCAAUGGAAUCUUACCUCCAGUACUAAUCAAUAUACAUGGACUAUUUGGUUCCAGUAUGAUGUUCCGUUCACUGGGGAGAAGAUUAGCCAGAGAAUCCAAUUACGAAGUUUACAAUGUUGAUUUAAGAAAUCAUGGACAAUCACCGCAGGUGAAACCUUUCAAUUAUAUGGCGAUGAAGGCAGAUCUGAUUCAUUUCAUCGAGACGCAUAUUGAACCGGAACAAUCCAUUUAUUUACUUGGGUUUUCUCUGGGUGGUAAAGUAGGACUUCUGACAGCUUUAGACGGCAGCAUUAAUGUGAAGAAAUGUAUUUCCAUUGAUAUUCCACCGUAUGAGACUCCAAUUCUAGAUCGAAUGAUUACGGAAAAUGCUGAGAUGAUUAGAAAGAUUCAUUAUCAAGAAGUUAAAAUCUUGAGAGGAAGGCAUAAUUGGGGACGGAAAGUAUUGGAUAUGUUUAAGGCAUUACCCAUUAAUAAUGAGAAGACAGCUUUAUAUUUUGCUAACGGGUUUCUUCAACACCAGCCAAAUAAUGAAGUGUCAACAACGAACCCUUAUGUGGAAUUUUAUCUUCCUUUUCAAGAAUUUCCAACUCUAUUCGAUGAAAUUAAACGUUGGCCAAUUGAAGAGUCGAGAAAUAAGGAGACUGCUGUACCGACUCUAUUCAUGAAGGGUAUAUUUUCCACAUUCAUUAAGACGGAUUAUAGUUUAUUAAAGAAGUCUUUCCCAAAUUCAGGCAUUCAAGAAUUUGCGACUAGCCAUAAUGUUCUUGUCGACGAUCCCACACAUUCUUUUGAAUGCAUCAAGAAUUUUCUUCAGGACGAAGCUAUAAACGUCUGA